AGCAUUGCAUAAGUGGAUAUGCGCUAUGUAAAUGCAAUCCAUUAUUAUUUUUAUUGUUAUUAAGAAAGGUGUUACGUCUCUCACAAGUGCGUAAGGUCAUAUGAGCGCCAAGCGGUGGAUGUCAAAAGAGAAGUCCAAACGGGGAAUCAGGCUUACUCUGCUCUCUGCUCACCUCUCUAGCCUCAACAGCACAAACUCAUCUUUCAAUACACAAGGUGUUAAAGAAAAUAUUGAUUUGUUGACACAAACUGAUACAAAUCAUUGUGCAAGCGUUAGGAGAGUAGUAAUUCUAUAACCGAGAGACUUUUGACAGUAAAUUGUGCCACGAAUUUUUAUCAGCCUAGAUCUAUAAUAAUGCUGUCCUCUUUAUUUCACACUAUCAAAUAAAUUUAUAAAAAUAUGCGAUGGCCUUUCGUCAUUCUGUUUCUCAAUAUAACUUCAGGUGUGAAUGGUAAAAGACCCACUUGAGGUCUCUAGUAAACAACAUGUGUUUCCUGUAUGACGUCACAGCUACUCAUAUGUUGGCCGAAAACAGAGUGGAUACCCCGGAUGUGUGCCCUGGGUCAGGUACGUUUCUAAUGGAGAUCUCAACUAGACCUUCACCCUACGGGACCUUUAAACUAUUAUAACUUUGUGGUUUAUUCAGAUCAACAAAAAAGUUUCCCCGCUUUUGCAACAGUCUUAUCUCUAUACGGAAACCUGCAAAAAAGACAGAAAAUAACUUUUAUUGUCUAUAGUCUUCCCUGGUUACACAACCAUAUAGAGUAAUAUAAUCUGGUAUUUCACCUUCACGCACAGAAAAACGAUGCCUUCGUCCGCUGACCAGUCCCAAUUGAAAUGAUUAAUUAUCCGAUACACAAAAGUAUUGAACAGUGCGCCAUGGCCCAGCUAAAGACCAAAAUGAGUCCCUUCAUUACAUAAAAACACUUUUUAUUUCUUGACAUUCAAUAAAUUUUUCACAGAAGGCUCAAGUAUACUGUAAUCAAUAAAAUCUUGCUUCCUUUCGUCUUGAAACUUCAGAGACAAUGAGUACUGUAAGAUCGAUGGAAAUAUGAACGGGCAAAAGGAAAAAGGAACAGACAGAGCCCUCUGGCGGUAGAAUAGCUAUCAAGUUUGAAUGACGACACAAUACAAUAUACCCGAUACUGUUUGAAUAUCAUCCUCUAAUAUCCAGUCUUUUCCUAUUACUGUUUCCAUUCCAACAAGACCACAUUCCAAACCAAUACAACAGAGACUUACAUUUCUUUAUUACUCACAGAAUGUAAGAAACACAAAAACUGAAUAAAUCAAUAUACAACUAAGACGGAUUGUAUUUGGAUGCAGAAUACGUAAUCGACAUAAUGGACAAAGACACAAGUGUCUAUUGACUAAAGAACUGAGCUCAGUUGUCUUGAAUUCUCCAGGUAUAAAUAUGUUUGCUUCUAUAAUACCGGUUAUUAGUUGCAGUAACGCGACAGGGGGGCGAUUUGACUGUUUUUCCGACACUCAAGCCUCACCAUGGUUUCUACAUUAACAUUUCGAGAAUUAAAUCGGUGUUGGUGCUUUGCUAUGAUCAUUACAGGUAUCCUUUCUGACGAGCGACUCCAGUAUGUUCUUGCGUUUCCAAAACAUCUCAACUACGCCGUUGCUUCAUUGGCCAUCUCGCCUCUCUCACAGGACUUUGUUCCGAACACCGCGGUCACUGUAACAGCACCUGCACGUAUGACGUCAUCAGGCGAAAAACAGACUCAGGAAUAUUCACACACCUUUACGUCAACCUCAAACGAGCAAUGGCUUCUGAACCUGGAGUAUUUGGCUCAUUUCGACAUUUCAGGUGUCGGGAGGAAACAAGGAAUAGUCGUAACUUCCUCGGCCCAGCUAGUCGUCCAGGCAAGAAGUUUGAAAGUUACAGUACAUGGAAGUUAUACCAGUAGUGCUGGAGGGUUUAAUGUUUUGCCUGUCAUUCUGCUAUCCUAUGAGUAUUUAGUAGUCACAGAAUGUGUAUUUUCCUUGUGUGUUCUUCUUGUCGUGAACCCUGAGGGGGUCAAUGACGUCACUAUUGACCUAAAACUGGAGCCAAUGCAAAGCAAUAUCAUGUACAAAGAAACGUAUUUUCAUUCUGGACAAUUUAUACAGGAAUCAUUAGGACCCCUUGAUGUUUUGCAGAUCUUGGCCGAGAAAACAGACCUCACAGGUACAUGGGUCAGGGCACAGAGGAGCAUAGCGGUCUUUGCAGGUGUAGAUUUCGAUUGUGUGGGGUUAAACAUUUACAUAUGUUCAAAAAGAGACAUGACAAUAGAGCAACUUCCCCCUGUGUUCGCUCUAGCUCAGAACUAUGUCUUAGCACCUCUGUUUGAUAGAAAAAUAAAUAGCUUCAUCAAAAUUGGAUACGUCAGUCCAUCAACGACUUUGUCCGGUUUGCAACAUCUCGAAAUAAACGUAGACAUGGUUAAGAAUACCUCCACUUAUUUACUUUUCAAAUUAGGAAACAUUAUAAUUAAUCUGCAUGCCUCUGCGCCCGUGUUGGUUCUACAGUAUGUCGUGUCUUCAGAUGCAACAUAUUCAUUUGACCUGUCGGCAGCAGUUCAAUAUCCUAUCUCCAAUUGGGGUACUCGUGCAGAAAUUUUAACUUUUGACAACAGCGACGUGCGAAUUGUAGUUACAGCGUUUUGCAAGUGCAUAACAACAAUUGAAGUCGGAGUAGCUAUUGAAGAAUUGCAAACGCCUUUGAGACCCGACGAUCUGUUAGGGGCUACUCGUUUUUGUUCCAGAGAAAUCGCCCCCACCCAAAACACUACAGUGAGUAAAAUUGAAAUAAAUGCUGAAAACUGUUCUUUUGGAGGUUUUGUCAUGGGAAGAGAAAGGAUAAAUUCUGGUUCAAUGGUUCCUAUUUUAUCAUUCAACACUACAAAUCAUAACUUUACGUCUUCUGAGCCUCAUGUGACGAAUAGAGAAACGACGACAACCAGUGUCAAUGACACAUACAUUGUUGAGGAAACAUCUCACAGCCCUAACCCACAUUUCAGAAGUAAGUUGUGCCCAUGUACUUGUCUUCAUGCAUCCAAGAGUAAUAAAGACCUGCUAAAUGAGACAGUCUUGUCCUCUAAGAUGGCAGCCAUCCAGAGUUAUCUCCAAGUUCCUAGAGCAAACCUCUCCAGAAGAGUGAGGAGAAAAAUGUCCGCCAUAGACCACAGGCCGUCUAGCACUUCAGUUGGUUUUGUUGUGUUUGUUUGCACGUUUGUGCCAAUAUUUGGGGGCAUAAUACUGAGUGACUGUUGUAGGGCAUGGCGAUAUCUUUGUCGUGGGUGCUUUAAUCCAACAGGUGCUCGUAACAAGUGAACAUAACUGAUCCGUAUACGGUAAAGUGUUUUUGUUUUUGUAGUGUAGGAAGGACCUAUUAUUUCUCUGUACCCGCCAUGUAAAGCGGGGUCUGUAAGCUCUUUAAGUUUGAAUGUAAUAUAGGCCUCUUACGCACCCCCUGAAACCAGCAUUAAAAAGACGAUCCCUUCCCACUCCAAAAAGAAAUAAUAAAUAAAAAGACACCCCCCACCUCAGAGAGAAAAGUUAAAAGAAAACAAUAACUAUCA
Aplysia californica (California sea hare) is the source of this 3566-nucleotide messenger RNA. RefSeq lists its product as uncharacterized. The transcript has a single exon. The record is from RefSeq and is a predicted model, not a curated record. Lineage: Eukaryota; Metazoa; Mollusca; Gastropoda; Aplysiida; Aplysiidae. Bases 1498 to 3318 code for a protein of 606 amino acids.